AGAACGCAUGUGCGGAAAAGCGAACACGGAUAGCAUUCGAAACGUACUAACCGAAUAAAACAGAGUCGAGCCAAGUUAAUAAAGUGCUAGCCAAGCUCCACCAACAGAGUUCAGAAACUGUCUGCGUUAGCCCAAACCAAUUAGCCAAGUUUUUCCGUUGCGUGUGAUAAUGUUCAAAGGUGUGCCAACGCUUGCGAAUCUGCGUUUGUUAAAGAGCCAGCGGGAGGCCUAUACAAUAGUUAAUGGCCUGGUGCUGACGCGACGCUCGAAAGCUACGGCAUUGCCCCUGGAGCUGACGGACGCAGUUAGCCGGCGCAAUGUAUUGAAUGGGGACUACAAACAGGAGUUUUUGGAUCGCGCCAAGUACGGACAUACUGGCAAACAGUUGCAGCAAAAAAUUGCUUCAGAGAAAAAAAUGCGAGCCCCACCGCUGCUGAAUCUGGUGUUUGCCAAUCGGAAAUUAUCCUUCUACGACACAAGUAGCGGACCCAAGCCCAGCGAGGACCAUGGAAAGGGAACUCAGAGACGCAACUAUUCAAUGCGACCUCAUCGGGAACAGGAGCAGCGCAAUGCCGAGGAUGUGCUCUUCGACAUGUUCGCUAACGACGAGACUGGCCUUAUAUCUAUGGGAAAGUUCCUGGCCGGGCUAAAGACCACAGGCAUACGACGCAAUGAUCCCCGAGUGCGUGAGCUCAUGGAUAAUCUGAAGAAGGUACACAAGCUAAACAACUACGAAACCGGUUCAUCGGCGGAGACGCAGCAUCUUAACCGCGAAACGUUCAAGGCUGUUGUCUCGCCGAACAUUGUGCUAAUAGCCAAAGCAUUCCGUCAACAAUUCAUCAUCCCAGACUUCUCGAGCUUUGUGAAAGAUAUCGAAGACAUCUACUGGCGCUGUAAGAGCAACACCCUCGGCAAAUUGGCCGACUACAUUCCCCAAUUAGCGCGCUAUAGUCCCGAUUUCUGGGGCGUUAGUAUCUGCACAGUGGAUGGACAACGUUUCUCUAUUGGAGAUGUCGAGGAGCCAUUCACACUUCAGAGUUGCAGCAAACCUCUAACUUAUGCCAUUGCCCUGGAGAAGCUGGGCCCCAAAGUGGUUCAUUCGUUCGUUGGCCAGGAGCCGAGCGGCCGCAACUUUAAUGAGCUGGUCCUUGAUCAGAAUAAGAAACCGCACAACCCGAUGAUCAAUGCGGGCGCUAUUCUCACUUGUUCCCUGAUGAAUGCCCUAGUCAAGCCGGAUAUGACCUCCGCAGAAAUCUUCGACUACACCAUGUCGUGGUUCAAGCGCUUAUCGGGUGGCGAGUACAUUGGCUUUAACAACGCUGUCUUUCUGUCGGAACGGGAGGCGGCCGAUCGCAACUACGCUCUAGGCUUUUAUAUGCGUGAGAACAAAUGUUUCCCCAAGCGCACGAAUCUCAAAGAGGUCAUGGAUUACUACUUCCAGUGCUGUUCCAUGGAAACUAACUGCGAGGCCAUGUCCGUGAUUGCGGCCAGCAUGGCCAAUGGUGGCAUCUGUCCCACCACUGAGGAGAAGGUCUUCCGUCCGGAAGUUAUUCGAGAUGUGCUCUCAAUAAUGCACUCAUGCGGCACCUACGACUAUUCCGGUCAGUUUGCCUUCAAGGUAGGGUUGCCAGCCAAAUCGGGAGUCAGCGGCGGCAUGAUGCUGGUCAUACCUAACGUUAUGGGCAUUUUCGCUUGGUCCCCACCCCUGGAUCACUUAGGUAACACCGUUCGCGGUCUCCAGUUCUGUGAAGAACUGGUCAACACUUUCAACUUCCACCGCUACGACAACUUGAAGCAUCUAUCGAACAAGAAGGACCCCCGCAAGCAUCGAUAUGAAACGAAGGGUCUGUCCAUUGUGAAUCUGCUUUUCUCGGCUGCUAGUGGCGAUGUCACGGCACUACGCCGCCAUCGUCUCUCGGGUAUGGACAUAACACUGGCCGAUUACGAUGGACGCACAGCUCUACAUUUGGCCGCUUCGGAGGGCCACUUAGAGUGCGUGAAGUUCCUUCUGGAGCAAUGCCACGUGCCCCACAAUCCCAAAGAUCGGUGGGGUAACUUGCCCGCAGAUGAGGCAGAAAACUUCGGCCAUGCCGAGGUGGUUGCCUUUUUGAAAGCGUGGGCCGAAAAGGCUCCACAAGCCGAAGAGGAGUACAAGAACGAGGCGGUAACAACAACCACCCAAGCAAAUGAGGAGAUUGAUAGCACCAGCGAUCUGGAUCGUAGCAACAAUACCAGCCCCGUGCCGUCGGAGGCGGCCAGUACAGCGAGCGUAGCCAGUGCCACCAGUGAUGACAAAACCAAGCCAGGAUUAUAGGAUCUCCAGCGCUAGACCCACCUUCACCCGACCUUCUUUUGGAAUCUCUCGUUUCUGCUUAAAUUAUUCACGAGACGAUCCAGCUAGUACACAGUUUUAGUUAAUUUAGUUCCUAAUAAAUCUAGAUUUCUGUUCGAUAUA
Scaptodrosophila lebanonensis is the source of this 2455-nucleotide messenger RNA. RefSeq names its product glutaminase kidney isoform, mitochondrial (gene GLS). The coding region runs from base 170 to 2314 and encodes 714 amino acids. Gene Ontology annotation, biological process: L-glutamine catabolic process. Gene Ontology annotation, molecular function: glutaminase activity; protein binding. Lineage: Eukaryota; Metazoa; Arthropoda; Insecta; Diptera; Drosophilidae. The transcript is spliced from 8 exons. The record is from RefSeq and is a predicted model, not a curated record.